GCGGCGGGCGGGCGGGCGGGCGCGGCGCGAGGUGAGGGAGGUGUGGGGGGCGUGGGCUGCGGGCUCCUGCCCGCUCCGCCGCGAGCUCCAGCGCCGGUUUUUCCCUCCGCCAUGCUCUCCCCCUCCCCGCCGCUCCUUUAACUCCCCCCUCCUGGGCUCAGGACUGGUUUCCUCCCUUAGCCCGCUGCCCUCAAUCCCAGCGAGGCUGGGGCUCCGGCUCCGCGCCCCCCUCCUCUCUCCCCGCUCCAGCGCCCCAUGCCGCCCCCGCCCACCCCCCCGGCGCUCGCCGUCCCCUACUUAGGCCCGCUUACGGAUCCCGGGGUGCUGGAGCGUGGGCCGGGGGCGUGAGGGCGCCCGCAGACCGCCCCUGGAAGGGCUCGUGCGGGCAGAGCAGGAGGAGGGUCCGCGUGCGGGCUGGGGCGGCCGCCGGCGGGGUAGUCGGGGCAGGAUCGCCCGGGCGGCCGAGGCGGUCCCCGCGGGGGUGAGCGACUUUGGGGGAGUUGGUGCCCCGCCCCCCAGGCCUUGGCGGGGUCAUGGGGGCCCCCCAUUUCUGGCCGGGGGACGUGCGAAUCGGGGCUCUGCUGCUGCUCGGGUUUUGGGGGCUGGUGUCUGGGCUCAGCCUGGAGCCCGUCUACUGGAAUUCGGCGAAUAAGAGGUUCCAGGCAGAGGGUGGUUAUGUGCUCUACCCUCAGAUUGGGGACCGGCUAGACCUGCUCUGUCCCCGGGCCCGGCCGCCAGGACCCCACUCCUCUCCUAAUUAUGAGUUCUACAAGCUGUAUCUGGUAGGGGGUGCCCAGGGCCGACGCUGUGAGGCACCCCCAGCCCCAAAUCUCCUCCUCACUUGUGACCGACCAGACCUGGAUCUUCGCUUCACCAUCAAGUUUCAGGAGUACAGCCCUAACCUCUGGGGCCAUGAGUUCCGCUCACACCAUGAUUACUACAUAAUUGCCACCUCUGACGGGACCCGGGAAGGCCUGGAGAGUUUGCAGGGAGGUGUGUGUCUCACCCGCGGCAUGAAGGUGCUCCUCCGCGUGGGACAAAGUCCCCGAGGAGGAGCUGCCCCCCGAAAGCCGGUGUCUGAAAUACCCCUGGAGAGGGAGCGAGGAGCAGCCCAUAGCCUGGAGCCCGGGAAGGAGAACCUGCCAGGUGACCCCACCAGCAAUGCAACCUCUCGGGGUGCUGAAGGCCCCCUGCCCCCUCCCAGCAUGCCCGCAGUGGCCGGGGCAGCGGGGGGGCUGGCGCUGCUCUUGCUGGGCGUGGCAGGGGCUGGGGGUGCCAUGUGUUGGCGGAGACGGCGGGCCAAGCCUUCGGAGAGUCGCCACCCUGGUCCUGGCUCCUUCGGGAGGGGCGGGGCUCUGGGCCUGGGGGGUGGCGGGGGACUGGGGCCCCGGGAGCCUGAGCCGGGGGAGCUAGGCAUAGCCCUGCGGGGUGGUGGGGCUCCAGACCCCCCCUUCUGUCCCCACUAUGAGAAGGUGAGUGGUGACUAUGGGCAUCCUGUGUACAUUGUGCAGGAUGGGCCCCCCCAAAGCCCUCCAAACAUCUACUACAAGGUCUGAGGGUGCCUCCCACCUGGCUCUCCUGGAUUCAGCCCUUCUUGGAGUGCUCCUCCAGUGGAAUUCCUGGUUUGAGGGACACCUUUAGCAUCUUCUGGUCCCCUUCACCCCUUCAGCUCCUUUGCCCCUCCUGGCUGGUACCCUCCUCCGCUUUUAGGAGUCCUUCAGACUUCCACCAAACCACCUCCUGCCCGGGGUUGACCCCUCGCAGCCCCACUUUGUCUCUGCAUUCCUGGGUCCUAGUGGCCCUCGGGAGAGGUGCAGAGACUCAACCUUCUCCUCUGACCCUGACCCAAGGAUCCUUGUCCCCCUCACUGAGAGCCGGGGGUGGGCACAGUCUGUCUUUUGGUUGGUACCCCUCUCUUUCUGCCUCUCACUGUUUUUCUCUUCUUUUCUCCUCCCUCUUAUUCUCUUCCUCUCUCUUCUGUCUCUAGGUCUGUUCCUCUUCCCUAGCAUUCUCCUCCCUCCAUCUCCUUCUACCCUCUUGAUUUCUUCUCCUGUGCCUCUUCCAUCUCCCAGGUUGGGGCCUAAAAGCCUGUUUCCCCUCAGCUCUGCCCCUUCUUCUGACCGCUCUU
This is a messenger RNA of Sorex araneus (European shrew), 2128 nucleotides long. RefSeq names its product ephrin B3 (gene EFNB3). The coding region runs from base 534 to 1556 and encodes 340 amino acids. The record is from RefSeq and is a predicted model, not a curated record. NCBI's taxonomy places the organism in Eukaryota, Metazoa, Chordata, Mammalia, Eulipotyphla, Soricidae. Gene Ontology annotation, cellular component: plasma membrane. Gene Ontology annotation, biological process: axon guidance; ephrin receptor signaling pathway. The transcript has 5 exons. Gene Ontology annotation, molecular function: ephrin receptor binding.